Stegostoma tigrinum is the source of this 2142-nucleotide messenger RNA. It is a transcript of the gene pstk, whose product is annotated as L-seryl-tRNA(Sec) kinase. The record is from RefSeq and is a predicted model, not a curated record. NCBI's taxonomy places the organism in Eukaryota, Metazoa, Chordata, Chondrichthyes, Orectolobiformes, Stegostomatidae. The transcript has 6 exons. The annotation marks the transcript as partial. Gene Ontology annotation, molecular function: kinase activity; ATP binding; tRNA binding.
GCAGCGCUGGAGGAGCGACGGGUAUGGCGGAGUUCCCGGGAGACUAGUCAGUCUCCGUCUUUGUGUCUGUGUCUGGUAGCGGGCCUUCCGGGAGCCGGGAAAUCCACGCUUGCACGAUGUCUGCUGAAGGCCCUGCAGUCGAAGAAGCAGUCGUUGCUGCUCUGUUACGAUGAACUCAUCCCGAGAGAAGCGUUUUCGCUUUUGGGACAAACUGACGCUGAUCGGUUCACGGAUAGCUCUGCAGCGACGGGUACCCUCUGGAAGCUAUACAGGCAUAAGCUGCUGGCUUACAUUGAACACUUAAUACAGGCUAUUUAUGGGAAUGGCUACCUUUCUGUUUCUGGCAGAGAAAAUGAUUCAACCUGGGAAUAUUUCAUUCAGUCACUGAAACAGCAACACGUUAUCUCUGGAGAAACUCAGCUUGGAGUGCAGCAAUAUGCAGUAUUGAAUAUGUAUUCGAGACCUUUGGUUAUAAUUUUAGAUGACAACUUCUACUAUCAAAGCAUGAGAUAUGAAGUUUAUCAAAUAGCACGGCGAAAUUCCGUAAGCUUCCUUCAGCUGUUUCUGGAGUGCCCCCUUGAACUAUGUUUACAGAGAAAUCAUAAAAGAAGCUGUCCGGUAAACGAUGAAACAAUAGUCCUGAUGUCAACAAAAAUACAGCCACCUGAUCCUGUGAGAAAUAUAUGGGAAAAAAACAGUCUGACACUGGAAAGUACAGAAAAUGUGUUGGAAAUGGAUACUCAGAAGGUGUUUGAACUACUUGAUGUUUCUUUAGAAAACCCAGAAAAGCCAUUUGAAGAAAACAUUGAACAAAAGGCAAUAGAUCGUGCCAUUUGUGCAGCUAGUGUUCUUCAUCAGGCUGAUCAAGCCAUCCGUCGUUUGGUAUCCCAGUCUAUGAAAACUGCGAAAGAUAAGAAACUACCUGCAUCCAAUAUGAAGUUAUUGUCUGAAGAACUUAACAGGCUUAAGACUGUGCUCUUGGAGGAUCUUCGACAUGUCAAUUUCCAACACAAUUCCAAAAAUCAGUGUGCUGAUAUUAAUGCAGUUGUUGAAGAAGUUGCAUACAAAUUUGAUCAGAAAAAGGAAGAAAUUCUAAUGAAUUUUCUAAAAUUCUAGAAUUUAUAUUACUUAGUAAUUUACAGUAGGCCUGUUGCUCCUGCAUGAUAUUUUAUGCCUCAGUGCUUAUGCUUAUUUAUGAGACCUUGAAUUUUACAAGUCAGAUUGUUCUACUGGAAAAUUGUGGCAUCUCUUGCAUAAGACUUGCAAAACUGGUAUUACCUUUCUGUUGUUAAGGUACGCUCAGGAACAAACAUGGUGCAACCGUUGUGUAAUAUGUAACAGCCAUAAAUCUGUUGCAAUAUGUAUAAAUACACUAUAUUAUCUAGAUGUAGCUCAAAUAUUCAAGAUUACUGCUCUUCACUUUUUGGAGACUUGAGAAUUUCUUCACACUAUAAAAUUUUGGUCCAUAAAAAGACAUGUUUUAUUUAGUGUGAAGUAUAAUACUUUCAAUUCCUUUCUACACUCCAACUUCCUUUUUACUUUUCUGGAUGUAGUUAUCUAGCUUCUUUGUAAAGUGGUCAUUUAAACUAAGCCUGGACAGUGAACUAUCAACUCUUCCUUUUUAAAUGUGAGGCAUUCUGGCUGAGUUCAAUUUGGCCUUUAUCAUGUGUUCAAACACAGUUUAUUGGGAUACUAAGUAGUAAUCAGGUGUGGGCAUCUUUGUAAAUUUUGAUUUUCUCUCCCCAGCUGUUAAAUGUUGAAGCUACUGGUAUUAUCCCAACUGUUAUCACGUUGGAAGGCCUUAUCUAGAAAAAAAUAAAUGUUGCAGAUUGAAUUUAUUAUCUUGAUAAUGUUUGUCGUUUGUGGAAACCUUAUGGGUGGUUCAUCUCUAUAUACCCUUUUGAAGAAAACAAUCUUUUGUUUUGCAGAUGGUUGCUUACUGCAGUUUUAAUUAUUGCUGUGUUCUAACAUUGAAAAGUCAUAAUUACAUUUAUUUCGAGAACUUAGAUAAACACAUUAACUUAAGACUGUUGCGUAGUCAUAGUCAUUGUCCUGUUAAAGUAGUUAAGAAUUCCUUUGUCUGGCAUACUUCUUGCUGUUUUUUUUCUGUUCAGAGUAAUAAAAAAUAUUUUUGCAUCAAAA